GCAGUGGCGUCCACAGGAGCUGCAAGUUGGCAAAGCGACUCGUGCAGGAGGGAGUGGACCAGAUCCCGGGAAACCCCCUCGGAGUUGGCAGCCGGGCUGUCUGCGGGGCCGCACGCGAUGGGGUCUCUGGGAGUCGUCGUCGGAGUGUGGAUCGUGAUCCGCGUGGCCGCCUCACAGCGCCUCUUGAGCGGCCAGGUGCUGUGCAGGCGCGGCGAGGCGGGGCCCUGCUACAAGGUGGCCUACCUGGCCGAGGCGUCGCGCCGGGUCGGCUGGAGGGAGGCGCGCAGGGCGUGCGAGGCGGAGGGCGGCGACCUCGCCAGCGUCGAGAGCGCUCACGAGCAGCGCGUCGUCGAGGCGCUGGUGAGCGGCGUCGCUGGGGGGGCUGACGGAGACUUCUGGAUCGGACUGCGGAGAGAGGAUGGGGGCGCGAGGUCACGGCGGGGUGGGGGGCUCGGUGGGGGGCUGGUGGCGGCGUGCGAAGAUCUGUACGCGUGGAGCGAUGGCAGCCGAGCAUCGUACCGGAAGUGGUACGCGGACGAGCCGUCGUGUGGGAGCGAGGUCUGCGUGGUGAUGUAUCACCAGCCCACGGCGGCUGAGGGGUUCGGGGGACCCUACAUGUACACGUGGAACGACGACCGCUGCAACAUGAAGCACAACUUCAUCUGCAAGUACGGCGGCGGCGGAGCAGGGAACGGAACGGCCGCAUCGACGGCGACGACGUCUGCCCCCAACGCCUCCGACAUUGCUCCCACGCCCCUGGCACCCCCAGGGCCUCCUGACCCCAACUUCGCCGCCGACGGAUUUGGUUCCGUGCACCACCUCCUGUUUGUGGCGAUUCCCGCGGUCCCCCUGGCGCUCAUCCUGCUCAUCGCUUCGGGCCUCCUCUGCGCACGCAUCUUCUCGCAGUGGCGCAGGAAAGGGCCUCACCAGAGCCACACGCCGCACCUGGCCAGCCUGUGGCUCUCUCCGGCACGGAGUCCAAGUCCCGACAUCCACGGCGUUAUCCGGGAUCAGGCGACGGCGGCAGCGGCGUCGUUCGGCGCGCCUCCGGACGUCAGCUCGUUCCGUCGCCGCUCCGAGUCUCUGGGUCCCAGCGUUGGAGGUGGCGGUGGUGGUGGCGGUGGUGCUGGUGGUGGUGGCUCCAGCAGCAGCAGCAACAGCAGCAGCAACAGCAGCAGCAGCAGUAUCUCGGGCCGCUAUGACAACAUCAAGUGCGGGGUCAGAGAAACGGCGGUGGUCUGACGAGAGCGUAAACUGUUUAAACGACUGAACAAUUUCACGUUUAUUUAUUUUCAAUUUUGUACUAGGCAAGGCCACACUGAGCUGCUACAUAGCUUGUUUUCUCAGAAGCGACCUGGCCACAAAUGAUAGCUCAACCAAGUGGCUCGUCAUCACGUGGCAUUUCAUAGCGGCCAAAUACGCGGCUAAACGUGUGAUACUCUUCGGGUUUUUCGGUAAAGU
Molecule: messenger RNA, 1461 nt
Organism: Lethenteron reissneri (Far Eastern brook lamprey)
Lineage: Eukaryota; Metazoa; Chordata; Hyperoartia; Petromyzontiformes; Petromyzontidae
Product: chondrolectin-like
Biological process (GO): positive regulation of axonogenesis
Cellular component (GO): cytoplasm
Source: RefSeq, a predicted model, not a curated record